UAGGUUUUUAAAUGAUAUUAUUGAUAUUGAUUUGAUAUUAUUACCGACAAUCAAUAGGUAAUAAGCGGCUGGCGACAUCAACAUCGACGCUCCUUUUCCACAAUGGAUGAUUCUGAACCUCCAGCGGCCCCAACAAGCACCAGUGAGCCUGAGGGUCAAAAAGCCAGUGAAAUCCCCCAGAGUGAGACAACUAAUGAGGCUGCUGCAGAUGUCCCAAAAAGUGAGGUUUCUGGGGAGAAUGCAGCUUCUGAGGACAAAGUUGGUGAGGAUAAGUCAGCUGCUGAGGACAUGUCAGUUGCUGAGGACAAGCCAGCUGCUGAGGAAAAGUCAACUGUUGAGGACAAGUCAGAUGCUGAAGCUUCUAUGCAAGCGCCUGCUAAUGCAGCUGUGACAGAAGAAGCUGAUGAGGAUAGGGCAGCAGCUGAGGGCUCUGUGGAUAAGGCACCAGCUGAUGCAUCUACACCUGAACCAGGGGAUGAAGUACCUGCAGAACAUCCCUCUCCAGAUGAUUCUGCCCAUCAGACUGCAGCUCCUGCUUCUGAAGAAAAGUCACCUUCUGAAGGCGCUGCUGACAGCCCAGCACCUGAUGGCUCCAUUGAACCCCCACCCACAGAACCUGCAGAUGUACAAGUUGUCUCGGCCCCAGCAGAUCAACCUGAACCAUCGACUGGUGCCACUGAGGAGCACCCUCCGUCCGACCCUGCCGCCCAGCCCCCACCUCAGGAGAUGCUGUCCCUGCCUUCUCCUCCAUCAGCGCUCUCCUCAGUGUCUUCCCUGUCUGGUGAUUCUGACGAAGAAAAGGAGGAACACCCUCCAGCCGCCCCAGCAGAUACCGCGCCCCUGUCUGCCGACCUGGCCGACCCACUGGUGUACGACGCCUCUCACGCCACGGUGGGCGCCGUGCUCGGUCACGCCGCUGACCUCCUGGCGGCGGGCGUGCUGCCGGACGUGCACGCCUCGCCGAGCGCGCUGGCCACGGCGGCCGACCUGCUGCGGCGCGUGCUGGUGGUGGCACGCCACCAGCUGGAGACGGCGGCCGCCUCCGUCCACCGGCUGCUGCCGCUCGGUCUGCGGCUGGCCGAGAACGUGAUGACGGUGCCCCAGUGGCGCGCUGUUGAGGGUCGCUCACAGCGCUGCGCCAGCCGCGCCAUCUACCAGGCGCUGAUGGAGCUGCAGCUGCCCCCGCAGCAGCGCGAGGAGCGCCGGCUGCUGCGGGCUCUGCGCCGCCGUCCGGCCCGGCUCUGGGCGGACGUCUCGCUGGAGGAGGCGGCCGCUGAGCUGGCGGAGCGCCGUCACCCGGACCGCUACCCGGGCUUCGACCCCGCCCGGGACGCGGCGCGGGAGGCGGAAGCGGCCCUGCUGGCUGCCUACCGAGCUGCGGUGCGCGCGCGGCUGACGGAGCCGGUGCCGGCCGUGCCGCUGCCGCCGGCCGCCGGCCUGGACGGCCCCGCCCGACUGGCCGCCGUCCACGAGGUGGUCAAGUCGUGGCGGUACUCGAUCCGCUGGCGGUACUGCGUGGACUUUCUGCGGACGGAGGAGGAGCCGCUGCUCUCCCGACACGUCUACCAGGUGCGAUUCAGUGUCCCGGAGCACCACCAGCCCAUUCCCAGGCCGGUCGCCUACGUCUUUUUCGUGCUGAUCGUAUCCAAGGUGAAGCCUGAAACGGAACCUAUCCAGAUGUACUACAUGACGGAGACGAGCCGCCUGCGCCACGUGCCCGGAAAGGUCAUCUUCCAGGAGAAGUGGCUCAUUGACAUCAUCAACGUCAAACUCAAGUUUUGGAGGGAAAUCAAGUUCUAGGCGAGGCCAGGAUGUCGGGGGUGACAUCAAUAAAUUAUAGCGUGCGAAAUGACUUCGAAGAAGAAGCUCUAAUGGCGAUCAGAAAAUGAAGCUUUGCGCGUUAACCUGGGAGAUCGAUCGCUUAUCCACUUUCCAGACAUUCAUCCUUUUCCUGGAUCUUUUGGUAUGAGGUCAACGAAUUCAGUUUCGGUGUCAAGGAAAUAGACUGUGCUUUUGUGCGUCGUACGUGAGAACGAAUAAAUUAUUUUUGUAUCUCA
This is a messenger RNA of Amphibalanus amphitrite, 2057 nucleotides long. Its product is annotated as WW domain-binding protein 11-like. NCBI's taxonomy places the organism in Eukaryota, Metazoa, Arthropoda, Thecostraca, Balanomorpha, Balanidae. Gene Ontology annotation, cellular component: cAMP-dependent protein kinase complex. The transcript has 4 exons. The record is from RefSeq and is a predicted model, not a curated record. The coding region runs from base 103 to 1800 and encodes 565 amino acids. Gene Ontology annotation, molecular function: protein kinase A regulatory subunit binding.